AUUUCGUCGCUCCGCCGCCAUUUUAUCCGUCCGGCACAGGCAGCAAGUGAAGCAGACCGAGUGUGUCCGCCUUGUUUGACGAAAAUAAUCAGCACUAUUUUUUUUUGCUUAUUAAACCCAGUUAUUUUUUUCCCCCCGCGUUCGUUUGCAUGUCAGGAAAAGAAGAAACGCCGAUAAUGUCGUCUGAGACCGCACCAGAGAAACCAGGCCAAGGGAAUGCAGUGAAUGGAAAACCCGGCCAUGAUUCCCGGAAGGAGAGAACCUCCAAACGUGGAGGCGGUAGAUUCGAGCCGUAUGGCAACCCCUCCAAGAGAUACCGGGUUUUCGUGAGCAACAUUCCCUAUGAUGUCAAAUGGCAGGCGCUGAAGGACUUGAUGAAAGAAAAAGUGGGUGAGGUAACGUACGUGGAACACUUAAUGGACGUGGAAGGCAAAUCAAGGGGUUGCGCGGUGGUUGAGUUUAGAACUGAAGAACUAAUGAAGAAGGCUGUGGAUAAAGUCAAUAAACACAACCUGAAUGGACGUCCCCUGAAAGUGAAAGAGGACCCAGAUGGAGUGAUUGCGCAGCGUGAAGCCCACAGGGCUCAGGGUGGUGGUGGAGGACCUCCUGGUGGUAUGGGUGGAGGAAUGGGUGGUGGUAUGGGUGGAGGAAUGGGUGGUGGAAUGGGUAUGGGACCCGGACCUGGUGCUCCCUCCAUGGUCAACAUCCCACCGAGUCUCAUGAACAAUCCAAACAUACCUAAUGAGAUCAUCCACGGCCUUCAAGCUGGCAAGAUUGGAAGCACAGUUUUUGUGGCGAAUCUUGAUUAUAAGGUUGGCUGGAAGAAGCUGAAGGAGGUGUUCAGCAUGGCCGGUGUGGUCAUUCGCACAGACAUCCUAGAGGACAAAGAUGGCAAGAGCAGGGGCAUGGGGACGGUCACCUUUGAAAUGCCCAUUGAAGCCGUGCAGGCAGUGUCCAUGUUCAAUGGUCAGCUCCUCUUCAAUCGGACCAUGCAUGUUAAACUGGAUGAGAAAUCUAUGCCCAAAGGUGACUUUGCACCUCCGGAGAGACCACCUGCACUCCCCCGGGGUCUGAGUGGUAUUGGUCUAGGAUUGGGGCCCGGUGGCCAACCCAUUGAUGCUACACAGCUGAACCGUGGUGGUGGGAUGAGCAACAUGGGACCUGGAGGAAUGGAUGGGAUGGGAUUUGGUGGCAUGGGUAGAAUGGGAGGAAUGGAUAAUUUCGGCAGCGGAAUUAACAACAUGGAUCGUUUCGGGCCGUCUGGAAUGGGGAGGAUGAAUGACAUGGAUCGUGGAAUUGGUGCUGCCUUUGACAGAGAAUUUGGUGGCCGCAACGAGAUGGGCAUGUCCCGUAAUAACUUUGGAGACUCUUUUGACAGGGGCAAUUCCAUGGGCAUGGAUCGCAUGAGUUCUGGAAUGGACCGGCUCGGCACCAACAUGGAUCGCAUGGGCAGCUUGGACAGACUGGGCAUGGAUCGCAUGGACCGUGUGUCUGAUCUGGACAGGAUGGGUUCUGGUUUCGAUCGAAUGGGCUCAGGCAUGGAUCGACUGGGGCCCAGCAUGGACAGGCUUGGAUCAGGCCUGGACCGUAUGAGCUCCGGCAUGGAUCGCCUGGGUCCAUCUAAUUUUGAUCGUCUAGGCCCAUCCAGCCUGGAGCGCAUGAGUUCAGGCAUGGAUUUUUCCUCACCCCCCAUGGGCAUGGACAGAAUGAAUUCCGGUCUCGACCGCAUGGGGUCCAGCUUCGACCGCAUGGGCUCAGGCGGGUUAGACCGCUUCCCAGCUCCAGGUAUGGACCGCAUGGGUUCCAGCAUUGACCGCAUGGGCUCUUCUGGUGUAGGAGGACAGUUCGAUCGAGGUGCAGAUAUGGACCGGGGUAACUUUGGCAGCUUCGGUGCAGCAGGAAGGGAGCAAGGAGGGUCAGGAGCUGGAGCUAAUGCCAGAAAGGGUUGCCAGAUCUUUGUCAGAAAUCUGCCUUUUGAUUUUACCUGGAAGAUGCUGAAGGAUGCUUUCAAUUCCUGUGGUAUGGUGCAGUACGCAGACAUUAAGAUGGAGAACGGCAAGUCCAAGGGUUGCGGCGUGGUUCGCUUCGACAGUCCCGAAACGGCAGAGCGUGCCUGCCGCACCAUGAACGGAUAUCGGCUGAAUGGCAGAGAGAUAGACGUGAGGAUCGACAGGAACGCAUAAUCCAUUGACCACAUCUUACUUCUUCCUCCACGGAGCGUUCCAUGAUUUUUGUUUUUUGUUACGUUUAUUAGUGCAAAACUGCAGUUUUAGUUUUUGCUUAAUACAUUUUUAGACUUUUUUUCCCCUUCUUAGCCCCUCCUCUCCUUUUAUCCUGUGAUUGUCACAGUUGACCUUUGGGUUAAAGGUUUGACAAUAAAACCUCAAAUGUU
Molecule: messenger RNA, 2392 nt
Organism: Silurus meridionalis
Lineage: Eukaryota; Metazoa; Chordata; Actinopteri; Siluriformes; Siluridae
Gene: hnrnpm
Product: heterogeneous nuclear ribonucleoprotein M
Exons: 16
Coding region: 150-2183 (677 amino acids)
Biological process (GO): alternative mRNA splicing, via spliceosome; regulation of mRNA stability involved in response to oxidative stress
Cellular component (GO): nucleus; cytoplasm; post-mRNA release spliceosomal complex
Molecular function (GO): mRNA binding
Source: RefSeq, a predicted model, not a curated record